UUGGCACCGUACAUUACAGGUCCUGCACUCUACACACCCGUGGUCCUCAUUCCACUCAUCUUGCAUCUCCCCGUCACCACAUUCAGGUGGGACACCUGCCCUCCACAUACCACCUCAUACCUGACACCUCUGAGCAACAUGCAGUCCUCGAAUCUGCGCACCAGGGAUGGCUGAUUCUGACCCUGGGGAAAGAAAUUACGACAAUAUGCUGCGAAUGCUGUCAGACCUGAAUAAGGACUUGGAAAAGCUAUUGGAAGAGAUGGAAAAAAUCUCAGUGCAAGCGACCUGGAUGGCCUAUGACAUGGUGGUAAUGCGUACCAACCCCACUCUGGCGGAGUCCAUGCGCCGGCUAGAAGACGCCUUCCUCAACUGCAAGGAGGAGAUGGAGAAGAACUGGCAGGAGCUGCUCAGUGAGACCAAGCGCAAGCAGUAGGCCCCGCUGCCCAUCCAUGCUGCCAUCCAUCAUGCACUGGAGCCACAGAGACGGGCCAGUGACCCAGAUAAAUAGCUGUGUGCACAGCACUUGUUUUUCAAUAAACUUAUUUUUAAGCACAA
This is a messenger RNA of Ictidomys tridecemlineatus (thirteen-lined ground squirrel), 555 nucleotides long. Lineage: Eukaryota; Metazoa; Chordata; Mammalia; Rodentia; Sciuridae. The record is from RefSeq and is a predicted model, not a curated record.